AUGGCCGGCAGCGGCGACUGGUUUCACAGUGCUGGGACGCCCACCUGCCACCCCCUACAAAAGACACCUCUGCCAGCUGUGGCGACCAGGCAGGCGCCUCCGAAGGAGCUUUCUCGGCCUGUGGCGGUAAGGCCGCAACCGCCACCUCCUGAGGUCAGGGUGGCCCCAAACCCAGAAUGUUUUCUGCGGAAAGCAGCUCAUGCAUCCCCACUGCCAGCACUUCCUCCGGGGGAUCACCUAGGGGAGUUGAUUGCAAGAUACAAACAGGGAGUAAUAAACUCAGUGUCUGCCUUGCAUCAGUUUGCACAAAUGCACCGUGUACAGCUUGAAUUGAAAGAAAUAGCUGUGGCAGGCAAUAUGAUAAGGCCUUAUUUUGCCUUCUGUGCUGUGGUAGACGGUGUUAGUUACAAGACUGGAAUGGGAAAAACCAAGAAGGAAUCUAAAUCAAAUGCAGCUAAACUGGCUCUUGAUGAGCUACUUGCCUUGGAGCAUACAAAGUCAAAGGCUUCUGAGAUUUCAGAUCUUUCCUGUACUCCUGCCAAGCCCCAGACUCCAGAAAACUCUGUCCAUCUUUCAAGGAUUUGUUUUGAAGGAAGACAGCUUGUAUAUCCAAAGCUUUCACGAACACUUGAAGAAGUAUUUAACAGCCUGACUGCCGAGCAUCCUCAGUGCCAAAGAUGUGGCAGUUCGCUGGCUGCCUUCAUCGUUGAAAAAGGUGGACAUCACGAAGUUGUAGCUCUGGGAACAGGAGAAUGUAAUUACAGUCAGUGCUUUCAGCCUCAUGGAAGGGUGUUGCAUGACAGCCAUGCCAUUGUGGUCGCGAGACGUUCUCUGCUCAGAUAUUUUUAUAGACAUCUCUUGCUGUUCUAUAAUGAAAAUCCAGCGAGGACAGAGAAAUCCAUAUUUUGCAGAGCACCAGACUCGAAGCUGCUUACCCUAAAGCAAAAUAUAGUGAUCUUUCUCUACAUGAAUCAGCUUCCCAAAGGAACUGCUCAGUUAAAAACACAGGUACAUCUCAAUCCACGAUCUAUAUCUGCGUUUGAAAUGAAUGAAGAACUGAGUCUCCAUGUUGCUAUAGAAGGCAAGACUUACCUAACGGUUUGUUGUCCGCCUGAAACUGUUAGGAUGAGCAGUAUGUCAGCUAGCGACAAGUUAACGAAGUGGGAAGUGGUUGGUGUUCAGGGAGCGUUGCUGAGUCACUUCAUCGAACCGGUCUAUAUCAACAGUGUUCUUGUAGGAAAUGAAAAUUGCAUGGAUACAAAAGGGCUAGAAAUAGCUCUACGACAGCGCGUGGAUGAUGCGCUUGUAUCAAAACUUCCCAUGCAUUACCUGGUCAACAGAUCUCAUAUUUACUUGGUGAAUGCUGCACAUCCAGUACAAGUAGACUCUCAACAGAGGACUCUUAGUUUGAAUUGGUCACUGUCAGAUGCAUCACUGGAGCUUGUGGAUGGGUUAAAUGGAAAAAUCACUGUAAGUUCACCGUUCAAAAGUGGUGUUAACAUGGCAAGUCGCCUUUGCAAGGCAGCCAUGUUCAGUCGCUUCAGAACGCUUGCUAAGGCGGCAGAGCGGAGCGACUUGCUCCAAGUUGGGACGUACUAUGAAGCUAAGAUUCAAUCUGAACUAUACCAAGAAGCUAAAAGCCUGCUGCAAAGCCACUUGGAACAACAUAAUUAUGGAUCCUGGAUCGUGAAGCCUGCACAUAUUGAACAGUUUAGUGACUGA
This is a messenger RNA of Eurypyga helias (sunbittern), 1722 nucleotides long. RefSeq names its product adenosine deaminase domain containing 1 (testis-specific) (gene ADAD1). The coding region runs from base 1 to 1722 and encodes 573 amino acids. Gene Ontology annotation, cellular component: cytoplasm; nucleolus. The record is from RefSeq and is a predicted model, not a curated record. Gene Ontology annotation, biological process: adenosine to inosine editing; RNA processing. Lineage: Eukaryota; Metazoa; Chordata; Aves; Eurypygiformes; Eurypygidae. Gene Ontology annotation, molecular function: double-stranded RNA binding; tRNA-specific adenosine deaminase activity; double-stranded RNA adenosine deaminase activity. The transcript has 11 exons.